Messenger RNA from Pelobates fuscus (common spadefoot toad), 1896 nucleotides. RefSeq names its product gamma-aminobutyric acid type A receptor subunit alpha5 (gene GABRA5). Gene Ontology annotation, cellular component: synapse; plasma membrane; GABA-A receptor complex. NCBI's taxonomy places the organism in Eukaryota, Metazoa, Chordata, Amphibia, Anura, Pelobatidae. Gene Ontology annotation, biological process: gamma-aminobutyric acid signaling pathway; signal transduction; nervous system process. Bases 236 to 1657 code for a protein of 473 amino acids. The transcript is spliced from 10 exons. The record is from RefSeq and is a predicted model, not a curated record. Gene Ontology annotation, molecular function: GABA-A receptor activity; benzodiazepine receptor activity; GABA-gated chloride ion channel activity.
AGCCAGCAUCCCUCGCACCGUGAGCUUCUCUACACUUCUGCGGAAAGACUCAAGCUGAGGGUCCAGAAGACCCCCGGGCAGAGCUUGAGUCCAAAGACCUCCAGGACUGGACAUGAGGAACUUCUAGCUGUGUCUUUACCCCCAGGAUAACCUCACAGAAAGCCAAUUCGGGCAAAAGGUUUUUAUCCUUCCCUAUUCUCCACGUCACCUGAAAUUGCAUCUUAAACAAUAGGAAAUGGACUGUGAAGUUUGGUUUGGAAUUUCACUGAUAAAAAACAUACUUUUGUCCUGCUUCAUUAUGUGUUUGGGCUUUCAUUUGAGUUUGUCCCAAAUGACUACUGCUUCAAUCAAAGAAGACACUAAUGACAACAUCACCAUAUUCACUCGAAUACUCGAUGGCUUACUGAAUGGGUAUGACAACAGACUUCGACCUGGUCUUGGAGAGAGAAUAACUCAGGUGAAAACAGACAUUUAUGUUACAAGUUUUGGACCUGUAUCAGACACUGAAAUGGAAUAUACAAUUGAUGUAUUUUUUCGUCAAAGCUGGAAAGAUGAACGCCUUAGCUUUCAGGGCCCCAUGAAUCGUCUCCCUCUUAAUAAUUUACUGGCUAGUAAAAUCUGGACACCUGAUACCUUUUUCCACAAUGGCAAAAAAUCAAUAGCGCAUAAUAUAACAACCCCUAAUAAACUACUGCGUCUGGAGGAUGAUGGUACGUUGCUUUAUACCAUGAGAUUGACUAUAUCCGCUGAAUGUCCCAUGCAGUUAGAAGACUUUCCUAUGGAUGCACAUGCCUGCCCACUGAAAUUUGGAAGCUAUGCAUAUCCUAAUUCUGAACUGAGGUACGAAUGGACGAAUCUAACCCACAAAUCAGUGGUAGUGGCAGAAGAUGGCUCUCGGCUAAAUCAGUACCAUUUAAUUGGACAAACUGUAGGAACAGAAAAUAUCAGCACAAGCACAGGUGAAUAUACAGUGAUGACGGCCCAUUUUCAUUUAAAAAGAAAGAUUGGAUAUUUUGUUAUCCAAACCUACCUCCCAUGUAUAAUGACUGUCAUCUUGUCGCAAGUAUCAUUCUGGUUAAACAGAGAAUCUGUGCCAGCUCGAACAGUGUUUGGUGUUACAACAGUCCUUACCAUGACAACACUAAGUAUCAGUGCUCGGAACUCGCUUCCGAAAGUUGCUUAUGCUACAGCAAUGGACUGGUUUAUCGCCGUUUGCUAUGCCUUUGUCUUUUCUGCACUGAUCGAGUUUGCAACUGUAAACUAUUUUACAAAACGAAGCUGGGCCUGGGAUGGAAAAAAAGCAUUGGAAGCAGCCAAGAUAAAGAAAAAAGAACAAGAAUCUUUAGGAAGAAAACCUAUCAAUACUUAUGGAGGUGGGAGAAUAUCUUACACUGCAAAUAUCUCCAAGGAUCUAACUCCCUCUGUGAUUGCAAAUGCAUCCUCCAUUCAUAUGAAAGUAGUUGACGAUAAGAGCACCGAAAACAAGAAAACGUAUAACAGCGUCAGUAAAAUUGACAAAAUGUCACGGAUUGUUUUUCCAGUCAUGUUUGGAACAUUUAACUUGGUCUAUUGGGCUACAUAUUUAAACAGAGAGCCAGUUAUCAAAGGAGCCGCUGCUGCAUCCAAAUCAUCUCCAGUAUUGCCAAUACAUAUCUGACCACUAUAAUUGGGACUGACAUAUCAGUGAACACAAUACUUGCAGAAAACAUCAUUUGAAUGUGCAAUAUAUAUCUUUUUUUCUUUUUGCAUGGUUAGUCAUUAUAAUUGCCUACAUUUCGUCAUUUGAAUGGUUAACCUAGUAUUUCAAGGAAAACUUUCUUACUGCACCAAAAAUUAAUCAACUGUAUUUUUUCACAUCUUUUUUAUAAUUAAUGCAUUCAGACAUUACAUUUUUGC